This is a messenger RNA of Pseudo-nitzschia multistriata, 1492 nucleotides long. The record is from the annotation of a GenBank genome assembly. Lineage: Eukaryota; Bacillariophyta; Bacillariophyceae; Bacillariales; Bacillariaceae.
CGAGGAGGAGAAACCAGUAUUGAACCUUCUUCUCUGCAUGGCCAACAAGCAGCCUCCUCGAUGAUCGUUCUCCCCGGGCGACGCAUCGCAUCGCAUCGCAGCAGCUGGAUCCGUACACGAUUGCCGUAGGUAGGGCGCAGACACCGAAAAAACUCGUACCGUGCCGUACGUACGGUACGUUAAGCAACGGAUUUCGGACCUAGUCUUGCCAAUCAACCAAAAUAACGAUACCAAUAAGAACCAUGUUGUCGAUUGUUGCUCGAAGGAUUGCAAAGCCCGCCGUGGCGAGAUCCGGUGAGUACUGUUGGURGCUUGUGACCGUGCCCGUGCUUGUGYAGUGUCGUUGCACGGGCCUUGCUUGCAAACAAGACGGGGGAAAGGCACCGACCCGAAGGAUCCUCGUCGGACGACGGACGGUUUGUGUUUGCUUGCCGAUGGCGGAAUUCUGUUUCGACCCCGGMAGGGUGCGAGACCGGUCCGGAUCCUCCGUCGAUCGGAGCCGGACGCCGGAAUGCCUUUCGGAGCACGUGCAGCGGCGGUUCGAACCCUCCUGCUAGCGGUGUACUGUAUUGGUUUUCUCACGCCCCGCACCGUAUUUGUGCACUAACCUUGCCUCGCUUGUUGCCCCACCCUGCCGCGAUGCGCUGCGCCGCCCGCGGUCGCUUGCCCAACACUGCGUUCUCUCUUUUUUUUUUCGCCCCCUGUUCCAGCCGCCCGCGCCUUUUCCAGCGCCGACCUGUCGUCCGGAGAAAACGUGGUCGUCCCGCUGAUCGCCAACUCCCUGGAGUGGGCCCUGUCGUCUCCGCCGCCACUGCAUCAGUUCACGGAACCACCCCUGGUGGUCGAAACGGACCACCUGGACCUGAACCCCGGACAGGAGGUCGAGGCGGUCCUGGCCGCCGAGGGCCACGAGGUGACCGACAUUAUCGGAAAGGAAAAAUGGGUCCUCAACGAUCCCGCGGUSUACGAGGGCCUCAUCCCCCAGAACGCGGAGUGGACCGAGUUCGUGGACGAAAAGACCGGCGAGUGGGUGUACCUCGACGAGUACGGGAACAAGGUCGACAAGCCGGAGUAGGAAGGCCGUUGCCGAGUGAAAGCAAGCAGGUUUGGUUUGGUUUGAUCUGAUCUGAUUUGAUUUGAUUUGAUUGGUUCGCCGGACGGGCACCGCACGUCUUUCCGAUUCAAGGGAUCUGUUGCGAGCACCGUUGCGGUGCGGGUGGUGGAGAAACCAAUCCGUGUGUUGCUGCGGCCCGCAACAAACGGUGCGUGUUCGAAACGAUGGUGUGCGUGUAUGUGCAGGUGGUUCGUCGUUUUUCGUUCGGGUAGGACGGGACCAUCUCUCUCGGAAAGGUAUGCGGCGUCGAAGUAAGAAAAAUACCACGGCGUGUUUCAAACAGGCAGGWCGUCGAUUAGAAUAAACAAUAAAUGGAUCAUGGCCGUGGGAAAAAAUCUGUKUCUAUUCUACUACAAAAAAUGAACAAAAAAUGAAUUG